This is a messenger RNA of Populus nigra (black poplar), 2262 nucleotides long. RefSeq names its product transmembrane 9 superfamily member 8-like. The record is from RefSeq and is a predicted model, not a curated record. Gene Ontology annotation, cellular component: membrane. The transcript is spliced from 7 exons. NCBI's taxonomy places the organism in Eukaryota, Viridiplantae, Streptophyta, Magnoliopsida, Malpighiales, Salicaceae. Gene Ontology annotation, biological process: protein localization to membrane. Bases 126 to 2054 code for a protein of 642 amino acids.
GUUUCUUUCAAAAAACUAGUUGACCCUCCCCUCCCCUUAUUACAAUAUAACACCAACACCCCAAUUCCUUCCUCUAUCACAAAUUUCCACAACAAAAUCACUCCUCUAGAUCUUCCUCCUCCUCCAUGGCGCCUCGCGCGAGAUCGAGAUCUCUGUUGUUGCCGAUAUGUACAAUUCUCACAAUCCUUAUUCAUGGCGCUCACUCCUUCUACCUCCCUGGCGUCGCUCCUCAGGAUUUCGUUAACGGUGCUGAGUUGAUGGUGAAAGUGAACAAAUUGACCUCUAUAAAAACACAACUUCCUUACUCAUACUAUACUCUUCCUUUCUGUACCCCAUCCAAAAUUGUAGACAGUGCAGAGAAUCUUGGGGAAGUACUUCGCGGUGAUCGCAUUGAAAACUCCCCCUAUGCGUUUAACAUGGGGGAUGCAAAGAUGUGCAAUGUUCUUUGCCGGAAAACACUUGAUUCCAAAACUGCAAAGGCAUUCAAAGAGAAGAUUGAUGACGAGUAUCGGGUUAACAUGAUCCUUGAUAACCUUCCUCUUGUUGUUCCCAUCCAAAGGCUGGACCAGGAAUCUCCUCCUGUUUAUCAGCUUGGAUAUCAUGUUGGGCUCAAAGGCCAAUACAGUGGGAGCAAAGAGGAAAAGUAUUUUAUCCACAAUCACCUGUCAUUCAUUGUUAAGUAUCAUAAAGAUCCUCAAUCUAAUUCUGCAAGAAUUGUUGGAUUUGAAGUAAAACCAUUCAGUGUUAAACAUGCAUAUGAAGGGAAGUGGAAUGAUGAGAAGCCUCGAUUAACAACAUGUGAUCCCCACACAAGACAUACUGUUGUUAAUUCUAACACUCCUCAAGAAGUUGAAGACAAAGCGGAAAUCAUUUUCACAUACGAUGUUGAAUUCCAGGAUAGUGAUGUGAAGUGGGCUUCCAGAUGGGAUGCCUAUCUCUUAAUGACUGAUGACCAAAUUCACUGGUUCUCAAUUGUAAAUUCUUUGAUGAUUGUUCUCUUCCUCUCUGGCAUGGUGGCUAUGAUCAUGCUACGAACCCUUUACCGUGAUAUAUCGAAGUACAAUGAACUUGAGACCCAGGAGGAAGCUCAAGAAGAGACUGGAUGGAAGCUUGUUCAUGGAGAUGUUUUCAGGCCUCCAUCUAAUUCAGAUCUGCUGUGUGUCUAUGUUGGAACUGGUGUUCAGUUUUUUGGAAUGAUCCUUGUUACCAUGAUCUUUGCCAUUCUCGGAUUCCUUUCCCCUUCAAACAGAGGUGGUCUUAUGACAGCCAUGCUCUUACUUUGGGUUUUCAUGGGCAUUUUUGCUGGCUAUGCCUCGACCCGGUUAUAUAAAAUGUUCAAAGGAUCAGAAUGGAAGAAAAUAGCACUCAGGACUGCAGUCAUGUUCCCAGGGGUCGUCUCUGCCAUUUUCUUUGUCUUGAAUGCUCUCAUUUGGGGCCAGAAAUCUUCUGGGGCUGUGCCAUUUGGGACAAUGUUUGCUCUUAUAUUCUUAUGGUUUGGAAUUUCAGUUCCCUUAGUGUUUGUUGGAAGCUAUAUUGGGUUCAAGAAGCCAGCAAUUGAGGACCCUGUGAAGACAAACAAAAUUCCGAGACAGAUCCCAGAGCAGGCUUGGUACAUGAACCCAGCCUUCUCAAUUCUAAUCGGAGGAAUUCUUCCAUUUGGAGCUGUUUUCAUCGAGCUUUUCUUCAUUCUCACCUCGAUCUGGCUGAAUCAAUUCUACUACAUCUUUGGUUUUCUGUUCCUUGUUUUCGCAAUACUCUUGGUCACCUGUGCUGAAAUAACAAUUGUCCUCUGCUACUUCCAGUUAUGCAGCGAGGACUACCUCUGGUGGUGGAGGUCAUACCUCACAUCCGGCUCCUCAGCACUGUACCUCUUCCUCUAUGCAACAUUCUACUUCUUCACAAAGCUUGAGAUAACCAAACUUGUUUCAGGGGCCUUGUACUUCGGAUACAUGCUAAUUGCAUCGUAUGCAUUUUUCGUGCUAACUGGGACAAUCGGAUUCUAUGCAUGCUUAUGGUUCACAAGGCUCAUCUAUUCGUCAGUGAAAAUUGAUUAACUCUAGCAGAUCCCUUUCUUCCUCCACCUCGACGUCCAAAACAGGGUAAGAUUCACAACUGGUAGAUAAUUAUUAUGUUUUCAAAUGUAAACCAAUUUGCACAUUUUUGGAUUGAGACAGACAUGUCAUGAUUUUGAUGUUAUAGUCCUUUUAUUCAACUUUUGUUUAAGAAUCACUCUCUUCUUUAAUUAUAUAGAUUGUUGACCGA